CCGGGAGACCCACUUCCCCCCAAGGCAUCAGCGAUCACCAUUAAACUCCUGUUCGUAAGUGGACUCUGGAUCAUUGAUACUUAUACAUCACCCCGUCCCAGAAGACCCUGGUGAUGCCAGAGACUAAGAUUGCUCACUGCUGUCAUGCCUGAUCCCCCUCUACCAUGCUCUGUGGCCGAUGAGGACGUGUUCGGUCCAUUCAUCAACGCGUCGUGCCACCAUGGCUUUGACUUUACCUUGCUGUUUGAAGAGACGAUUUUGACUCUCCUGCCGCUAUCGCUGCUCCUUAUCUCGGGAGCGUUGCGUGUCUGGAGUCUUUCUCAUGCAUCAGAGAAAGUCAAUCGAUCAUGGCUGUACGCGGCAAAGGAGGUCGCCUUGGCUAUACAAAUAGCACUCCAAUUAGUGCUCGUGGCUAUUUGGAGCAUACCUUCGAUUCCCAGUACGAGAGUGACAGUUCCAACCGCCGUUGCAAGCUUGGCAGCUUCCGCAUUCCUGCUUUACCUGUCCCACCUAGAGCAUCUUCGGUCCUUGCGCCCAUCAACAAUCAUUUGUCUCUUUGUAGGGACGACUCUACUCUUCGAUUUGGCUCGUCUUCGAACGCUCUCCUUUAUGCCUGAUAAUAGGCUAGUAACAGCUUUAUUUGCCGUAAGCUGCGUUGGCAAGACGGUCAUUCUUGUGCUCGAGUCUAUAGAGAAGCGAUCAUUGCUACAAAGACAAUUCGAGUGCAGCUCACUGGAGUCAACUGCUAGCACUUUCAACCGUGGUCUCUUCUGGUGGCUGAAUGGGCUGCUCUGGAAGGGGUCGAAAACCACUCUUACGGUGGACAGCCUUCCGGAACUCGACGAAGCCAUCAAGACAGCUUCAAACCCGGAGGCGCUGGUCGAGAGCUGGAAUAAAGCCGACAAGUAUCGACCCAACGCAUUGCUUUGGACCUUGACGUGGCAUUACAGAUGGGAGGUCAUGGAGGGUGUUUUACCCCGGUUGGCAUUCACCGGCUUCAACUUUGCUCAGCCGUUCUUGGUGGAGCGAGUGCUAAAUUUCAUGACGGAGCCUGAGCAUGUGAACUCGGAUAACUACGCCCGUGGCCUCGUCGCAGCAUACGCGAUAGUCUAUAUCGGUCUUGCAAUAUCUUAUACCGUGUAUCAACACAAAAACUGCCGUCUUAUUACCAUGAUCAGGGGAAGCUUGGUUACGCUCAUUUUCAACAAGACACUGCGAAUGAGCGCCUCCGCCGUGACCGAUGGGAGUGCAGUCACUUUGAUGAGUACAGAUAUUGAGCGCAUUGGUGGCGGCAUCAGGGAAAUUCACGAGACUUACUCCAAUUUCGUGGAAGUUGCUCUCUCCCUGUGGCUGCUAGCCAGGCUACUGAAGCUUGCAACUAUCGCCUCGACAUUGGUGAUCGUCAUAUGUCUUAUUAUCGGAAUCCCACUAGCUAUCGCAUCUGGUAAAGCUCAAGGCGUAUGGCUUGAAGCUGUGGAGGAGCGAGUUGCAGUCACCUCCAAAGUUCUUGGGGUCAUGAAAAGUAUCAAGAUGACGGGUCUGACGCAGGUCAUUUCAAACAACAUCCGGCAACUACGUUCGCAAGAAAUCAAAGCAUCGUUUACUUUCCGCCUAUACACCAUUCUCAUCAUCACUUUUUCAUUUGCAUCUUCCGCACUUGCUCCUGUUUGUGGCUUUGGUGUUUAUAUCAUCAUAGCUCAAGCACAAGAUUCGGGCACUUUGACAAAUAGCAUGGCCUUUUCGGCAUUGACACUCUUCCUGCUCCUCGACGAACCAAUGAUGAGCUUGGCCAAUGGAGCAGAAGAUGUCAUGACAGUCGCCAAUUGCUUCCAAAGAAUCCAGAAGCACUUACUCAAUAUUGAACGUACAGACUUUCGCUUGAGUCACGGCACUGAGAAUACUAGGUUGAUUGAUAUUGAACCCAUUGAAUGGCAAGAUGAUCAUGGAUUAUCUUGUGUCGUUGCGCGGGAUCUGUCUGCGUCAUGGUCGGUUGAUGAUGAGCCAGUCCUCAAGAAGCUGAACUUUGAGGUCACAACUGGACUCAUCACUAUGAUCGUGGGCCCGGUCGGCUGUGGGAAAUCAACAUUGCUGAGGGUUUUGCUUGGAGAAGUCCCAGAAGUCUCGGGGACGGUUUCCACCGCAUUCGAGAAUGCUGCCUAUUGUAGCCAGUCGCCGUGGAUUAUAUUUGGGACAAUUCGACAGAAUAUUGUGGGUGCAUCGCAAUGGGAUCAGAAUUGGUAUGAUACCAUAAUUCGGGCAUGCUCCCUUCAGACGGACAUUCAGCAACUUCCAGCUGGGGAUCAGACCAAGGUCGGUGUUCGUGGGUCUCGGUUGAGUGGUGGUCAGCAAAUGCGAAUUGCAUUAGCGCGAGCUCUCUACUCCAGAGAGCCGGUCCUUGUACUUGAUGAUGUACUGACGGGUCUUGAUCGAGAAACGGAGAGGGCAAUAUUAGAGGUGGUUUUCUCAUCAGAAGGCCUUAUCAAAAAGUCUGGACAGACAGUCAUUCUGGCGACAAACUCAGCACACCACCUUUCCUAUGCCGACUUUGUCAUCUCUUUGAACGAGGAGGGAAAUCUUAUCGAGCAAGGCUCGUACGACGCUCUUCUAGCUGGACAAGGUUACGUCAGUGUACUUGUUAGCAAAACCAGCACUGUUGCGACUACCAGAGCGCCGGACGUCGUCCUCGAUGAUGUGGACUUACAGGGCCUCAAUCUCGACAAGGAAGACGACAUUGACAACACCAGCCGUAGAACGAGCGACUUGGCGGUGUAUCUGUAUUACUUCCGAACCAUUGGAUGGCCCCUUCUGAUGUUGUUCUUUGCCUGUGUCUGUCUGUUCGUUUUUGGACUAACAUUUCCACAAAUAUGGCUGCAAUGGUGGACUGUUGCCAACGAGAAAAGGCCGAACGAGAACAUCGCAUACUGGCUGGGCAUAUAUGGUGCUCUGAGCUUCUUGACACUCUUUUCUGCGUUCAUUGCAAAUUGGGUCUUCGGUAUAAUCGUUGUACCUAAAACCGCCCGUCGAUUUCAUGAGACCCUUCUUAGAACAACCAUGAGUGCAACCACUUCAUUCGUCACAUCAACUGAUAUCGGAACCACCACGAACAGAUUUAGCCAAGACUUGGAGCUGAUUGACGAGGAACUUCCCGAGGCAUUCGAGCUGACGAUAUAUGCAUUUCUCUUUUUCCUCGUAGAAGGCUUCUUGGUUUUCGUCGGCUCGUCAUACGUUGCGUCGGCCGUAAUUCCAUUCGUUAUCCUUGUGGUUUACUACGUUGGGAAAUACUAUGUCCGCACAUCUCGCCAGAUCCGUCUGCUCGAAAUCGAAGCCAAAGCACCUCUUUUCUCCCAAUUUUUGGAGGCGAUGAGCGGCCUGCCCAGUAUUCGGGCAUACGGAUGGUCCGAGCACUAUCAACAGCAAGAGUUGAUUGCUUUGGAGGCUUCUCAGAAACCCUUUUACAUGCUGUACUGCAUUCAGCGCUGGUUGAGCGUUGUACUGGAUCUGGUGAUUGCCGGUAUCGCCGUUGUUGUGGUUGCAAUUGCACUUUCCAUGAGAGGGAGCUCCUCGUUGAAUCUGCUCGGCAUUGCCCUUUUCAAUAUCGUCAGUUUCGGCAGCACUCUGCAACGCUUGGUUACCCAGUGGAUCAAACUUGAGACUUCUAUUGGGGCCGUUUCUCGAAUCCGGUCAUAUGUUCAACAAACUAAGACCGAGGAUCUUGAUACUGAGAUUGAGGUUGUGCCAACCUUUUGGCCAGAGAAGGGCAAUGUUCAGAUUUCUGGCGUAUCCGCUUCAUAUGACUCAUCUUCUGACCCGGUUCUGCGAGACGUGGGUCUGACCAUCCUCGCCGGUGAAAAGGUUGCGCUUUGUGGCCGAACCGGCAGUGGUAAAUCGUCGCUCAUUUCAACAAUACUGCGACUUCUUGACUUGAAUCAAGGUUCCAUACACAUCGACGGAGUAGACAUCUCUCGAGUGUCUCGCUCACAUGUCCGCUCCCGCCUCAACACGAUCCCGCAGCAGGCCUUCUUCCUCCACGGCACCGUCCGACAGAAUGUCAACCCGGAAGGAACUGUUUCGGACGAGGUCAUCAUUGAAGCGCUCCAAGCUGUAAACUUGUGGUCCUAUCUCCAAUCAAAAGGAGGCUUGGAUGAGGAUAUGUCCCAGGAUAUUCUUUCUCAUGGCCAGCAACAACUUUUCUGUCUGGCGAGGGCACUGUGUAAGCCCAGUAGUAUCCUCAUCAUGGAUGAAGCUACGAGCAGUGUUGACUCGGAGACCGACGCCCUUAUGCAAAACGUGAUUCGCACGCAUUUUCAACACCAAACCAUCAUUGCCAUCGCUCACAAACUAGAUACCAUUCUAGAUUAUGAUAAGAUUGCAUUCAUGGAUUAUGGCCGGAUAGUGGAGUUUGAUACACCAAAGGCGCUUUUGUCACGGGAGGGAUCUGCGUUCAAGGCCAUGUUCGAUACAUUUCGGCAUCUACCAGAGUGACGGUGUGGCUGUGGCGUGUGAAAAGCGAUAGACUUGGUGAUUCUGGAUUGCAUUUGGAAGAUUCUUAUUUCGGUUUUUGUUUUCUUGUUUAUUACAGCGUGUCCCAUUUCAGCAGCGUUCCUCUACUUUCAUAUUUGGUCUGGUUCUUUAUUUUGGGAUCCAUUUACCAAUCCCCUCCAUCUAAGUUUAUGAGCAUCACAAAGUCAGUACAACCUUUCCCCUGCCCGUAUACCGGCCAUUCGCAAAGUCAUAAGCCUCCCUUGCUCGUUCAAUGGGAUAACUCCCCGCCACAAAGGCCUUCAACAAUCCCUGGUCCACCAACUCCCCUAAUACCCUCAACGCCCGACUGCUCCCCUUCACAAUAAAGAACAAAGCCUUCACCCCAUCCCUCCUAAUCCCACGGGCUGUAUGCUCCUCCACAAAAUCGAAGCUUGCCGAAUCCACCGAAAUCAGGGACCCGCCCUCUCGAACAAGCUCCCAACAUCUCGCCAACGUCUCCCCACCAACCGUAUCGACAAUAACAUCAAAUCGGUCCCUCUGACCGUCAAACGCCGAAUACUCAAUCACCUCAUGAGCACCUAACUCUCGCAGGAACUCUGCAUUCCGGGCAUUCGAGCUACUCGCAGCAGUAACCCGCACCCCCGCAGCAGCAGCGGCUAACUGCACCAGAUAAAUGCCCACGCCCCCGGCUGCACCGGUAAUCAACACCUCCUUUUCUCUCUCUGGUUUUUUCAUUUCCCUCUCCACACUUGAAGAUUUCUCCCAAUCAGGUAGAUCUAGCCCGCCAUGCUCGAAAAGUGCCUCGAAUCCCGUCAUCCCACUCAGCGGCAAUGCCGCCGCUUCCUCCCACCCCACAGCCCCGGGCUUCCUCGCCACCUCGCUCUCCAAGACGACUGCGUACUCCGCCCAAGUUGACGGCCGAUCUGCAUGGACCAUGCCAAAGACUUCGUCGCCAACUUGAAACGCAGACUCCCCGCCGGGACCCGGAACUACCUCGACGACCGUCCCGGCAAAGUCGUUGCCCGGGAUGAUGUAGGGGUGGGCGUAGGUCUCGGGCCAUGUGAGCAUAUCGCGGAUGAUGGUUGAGGCUUUAAUGCGGAUGAGGAGGGAGCCUGGGAUUGUUGGUUUGGGGAUGGGGAUCCUGUCGAGGUGGAGGGAUGUUGAGGGGGCAGGGUUGGAGGGGGUGUAAGGUGGUGAUGGGGGUUGGGAGGGGUGGACGCGGAUUGCUUGCAUGGUGAUCCAAGAAGAAUUGAUUUUUUUGGAGACGAAAGAUGGAGGAUUGAUAUUG
Penicillium brasilianum is the source of this 5770-nucleotide messenger RNA. NCBI's taxonomy places the organism in Eukaryota, Fungi, Ascomycota, Eurotiomycetes, Eurotiales, Aspergillaceae. The record is from the annotation of a GenBank genome assembly.